GCAUGCUCCAGGCGCGGCGCCCCCGACCCGGCGCUCGGCUCGGCUCGGGCAUUUCCGCCUCUUUGUUUUAAACUCCGGACGGCUUUUUUCUCCUCCUCUGGGGGGGACCCGGAGGGAGCGGCGCCCCCUCCCCCUCCCGGCGAGCCCCCGCGUGCGCCCGCUCGCCCGCCGCCCGAGACGCAGGCUUCACGAUGUAGCGGGACCCCCGGCCCCCACUCUCAGGAGAUGGAAGCAGAGCAGAAGCCAGGAGGGAGGUGCCCAAGUGAGCCAGAGAGCAGAGGGAGGGAGGAGCGGCGCAUCCGCGUGGUGGCCUGAAGCCUCCAUGCCACGCGGGAGGAGGGACACGCAGACGUCCAGAGGAGGUUUCUCUUGCAGAAGCCAAAGAUGUUGACCAGGAAGAUUAAGCUCUGGGACAUAAAUGCCCACAUCACCUGCCGCCUGUGCAGUGGGUACCUCAUUGAUGCGACCACGGUGACCGAGUGUCUGCACACGUUCUGCAGGAGCUGCCUGGUGAAGUACCUGGAGGAGAACAACACCUGUCCCACCUGCAGGAUAGUGAUCCACCAGAGCCACCCGCUGCAGUACAUUGGUCAUGACAGAACCAUGCAGGACAUCGUUUACAAGUUGGUGCCAGGCCUCCAGGAAGCGGAAAUGAGGAAGCAGAGGGAGUUCUACCACAAGCUGGGCCUGGAGGUGCCGGGCGACAUCAAGGGGGAGGCGUGCUCCGCAAGACAGCACUUGGAUCCCCGCAAUGGUGAGACCAAAGCAGACGACAGUUCACACAAAGCCACCACAGAGGAGAAGCAGGAGGAGGAUGACGACUACCACCGGAGUGACGAGCAGGUGAGCAUCUGCCUGGAAUGCAACAGCAGCAAACUGCGGGGUCUGAAGCGGAAAUGGAUCCGCUGCUCAGCGCAGGCCACGGUCCUACACCUGAAAAAGUUCAUCGCCAAGAAGCUAAACCUCUCCUCCUUCAACGAGCUGGACAUCUUGUGCAACGAGGAGAUCCUGGGCAAGGACCACACCCUCAAGUUCGUGGUGGUCACACGGUGGAGGUUCAAGAAGGCCCCCCUCCUGCUGCACUACAGACCCAAGAUGGACUUGCUGUGAGCCUGGCUCUUCAGACUGGCCCUGUGUCCCAGGGGCCACACAGCCAUGCGCAGCACCCGCAACAGAACUUGCUUCUGGGUGCCGGGUGGACCAGACUUCUGAAUAGAGAAUAUUUAUAACUUUUGUACAAGAGAAUCCACACCCUACAAGACACUACCAGCACGUGUUUACAGAGGAUGAAAACACUUGCAGUUCUGCGCAGCCGCACGUGCUUACCCACCGCAGGCCCUCGGCCGGCAGGCGCGGCACGAGGCUCCAGGUCACCAUCCCACAGACCUCCGCUCGCUUUCCAGGUCUCAAGAAUCUGAGUUCAUUUCAGUUUAGUUCACGGAUCGGUUUCUUAAUAAGCCUCAAAAAUACCGUACUUUUAUUGAGUCCUUCCUAAGUUAUUGAAAAAGUCUUUUCAUGGUAAAUAUUUAUGUUGCCUUUAGCUUCCUGAAGACUUAGAAGAUAUAUAAAGAUUUAAUUUAAAGCAUACCAAAAGAGGCUUGCGUUGGUACUGAGUGGGCACUAGUGUCCACCCCACCUCGGGCAGCACAGUCCAGGCAUGCGUCCAGGUACACGUGUGGGGCUGGAGGGCCCGUGCCACCCAGGCUCCCAGCGUGGCUCUGGCGCACCGGCUGGCAGACCAGAGGUGGCUCAGCCCGCUCAGCACGGGCCUAAAGACCCUUCUUGUUUUUAAAAAUCUCAUUUAUUAAAAAGGGCACAGAUUGUUUGGUGCCAUCAUUUAGUUUCCUA
Messenger RNA from Marmota monax (woodchuck), 1848 nucleotides. It is a transcript of the gene Pcgf3, whose product is annotated as polycomb group ring finger 3. The record is from RefSeq and is a predicted model, not a curated record. Gene Ontology annotation, cellular component: PRC1 complex. Bases 385 to 1110 code for a protein of 241 amino acids. Gene Ontology annotation, biological process: regulation of transcription by RNA polymerase II. NCBI's taxonomy places the organism in Eukaryota, Metazoa, Chordata, Mammalia, Rodentia, Sciuridae. The transcript has 11 exons.